Molecule: messenger RNA, 2450 nt
Organism: Galeopterus variegatus (Sunda flying lemur)
Lineage: Eukaryota; Metazoa; Chordata; Mammalia; Dermoptera; Cynocephalidae
Gene: STX12
Product: syntaxin 12
Exons: 7
Coding region: 81-1034 (317 amino acids)
Biological process (GO): vesicle fusion; intracellular protein transport; vesicle-mediated transport
Cellular component (GO): postsynaptic recycling endosome; endomembrane system; synaptic vesicle membrane
Molecular function (GO): SNAP receptor activity; SNARE binding
Source: RefSeq, a predicted model, not a curated record
CCUGUCAGCCUGCGGGUACUGUCUGACGGCUGCUUCCGGUGGGAGCGCGGUGCAGGGCAAGCCGGUCUCAGCUCCUCGUCAUGUCCUACGGUCCCCUAGACCUGUACCGGAACCCGGGGCCCUCCGGGUCCCAGCUCCGGGACUUCAACAGCAUCAUCCAGACAUGCAGCGGCAACAUCCAGCGGAUCAGCCAAGCCACUGCUCAGAUAAAGAAUUUGAUGAGCCAACUAGGAACGAAGCAGGACUCAAGCAAGCUACAGGAAAAUCUGCAACAGUUACAACACUCCACAAAUCAGCUCGCCAAGGAAACAAAUGAACUGCUGAAGGAAUUAGGGUCCUUGCCUCUUCCCUUAUCUACUUCAGAACAGCGCCAGCAGAAACUUCAGAAGGAACGCCUCAUGAAUGACUUCUCUGCAGCCCUAAACAAUUUCCAGGCUGUGCAGAGAAGGGUAUCUGAAAAGGAAAAGGAGACUAUUGCCAGAGCAAGAGCUGGAUCUCGUCUUUCUGCAGAAGAGAGGCAAAGAGAAGAGCAGCUCGUCUCAUUUGACAGCCAUGAGGAGUGGAACCAGAUGCAGAGCCAGGAGGAUGAGGUGGCCAUCACUGAGCAGGAUCUCGAACUUAUUAAAGAGAGGGAAACAGCAAUUCAACAGCUGGAGGUGAGAGCAGGUCAUGUUUUUUGUUUGAUUCAGUGUGUCAGCAGGUAUCUGGUCUCUCUGGUCCACCUGAAUUUUCUGUCAGUGAUUAUGAAAAAGCACAAAAUGAGUCACUGUGUGAUUUGCAUAUUAUCUGUCUCAAUAUUUUUAGGAAGGUCUCCACAUAUUUUUGCAUGGAUAGUUAUUUUGAAUUACAAGGAGGCAGAUUUACAAAGCACUCUUGGAGUCUUAGAUAUAAAAAAUUUUACUUGUUUCAUGAGUGUCUUCUUUACAUAUUUCUUUUCUCAGAAAAAAUCUCGCAAGAAGAUGUGUAUCCUGGUGCUUGUCCUGUCAGUGAUUAUUGUAAUUUUGGGAAUUAUUCUCUGGCUAGUUAAUAAAUGAAAUGAUUGCCUCAGAGCCUUCUCCUGCUAAGCUGUUUUCAAGGGCAAGUUCUUGGAGUCUUGCCAGAACAAACUGAUCACAAGAAGAGAAUGUAACACCAGAACGUCCUGUAAUAAUUUAGUUAGAAACUAACUACUAACUAGUCCUUGGAAGUAGUGACCUAUGAAGACAGUAUUUAUCAAUUUAUGUAUACAUUUUUGAUUUCUCAAAUUAGGGAUUAUGUGGAUUUUGCUUUCUCUUGUGUUCUGAUUGCCGUUCAUCCCAAGUGUUUACUGAAAAUUCCAUUCUAAAUAUUCUUUUUGACAGAUUCCAAUUGUGUAAUAUUGUCUUUUUAUGUGUACACAAAAUUUACCUUUUUACUAGCAACUAAGAUAGAAUGACUUUCUGGCACCCAGCGUAUUGGAGUCUAUCAGAAACUAUAUAAUAGGCCAGCAAUUUUUAUUGUUUAACAUUUUGAUUUGAAUUUCUGAGAUGCCUAUUCUCUUAACUGUUUUGAAAGAUUUUGGCAUUAUAUUUAACUGGAAAGUAAAAAAUUUGCACAUGAGAUCCAUAUUAAAUGAGAAGUAUCUAUUUGAGCCGGCCAGUUGCUGGGGUACAUGUUACUAAUCUGCGUUUAAAGUUUACUUUAUUAUGCUAGUGUCAUCCACAGCAGUUCAUCCUCAUACACACUAAGCCGUCUUGUUCACUUUUGAAAUAGGUUAAUUUAAUUAACAUGACAAUACUCUAUGGGGUCUCUCUCCCACCUGUCUGUAUAGAAAGGGAGAAUAAGAACAGCAUGCUUUUGGAAAGCAAAUAGGAAUUGUUCGGAAUGAGUUAAUCUCUUUGUUGUUGUUCACUUGUGGUUCUACAUUCCUGGUGAAUGAUGAAUGUUGCUGUCAAAAGGCUGCCCCCUACCGUAUAAGGGUUGCUGGGCAUUUGAUGGCAAGAAAAAUUUAAAAGCUAGACUGAAGUUGGUUUAAAACUUAGUCCUGUGAACCUGGUGAUAAAGCAAAGAAAAAGUUCAUUUUUGUAAAUAAUACUUGUUUGGAAUAGUGAUGUUAGACUUACCCUAAUUUAUGAAUAAUAGGAUUAAUCUCUCCAUGCAUAGUUUUAGACAAAAAAAUGUUUAAUAAAAGAUUGCUGUCUUAUAAAUGUUGUCCACUUCUCUUUUUCACAGACCUAGAAUAGUUAAAGGAAAAAUAAUUUGUUUAGACUGUUACAUAAAUAUGAACCAGGCCAACAAUUUCAGUUCAUCCUUUAGUGAAUUAGAGGAUUUGGCUACCCUGGGUAUAUUUAUACUUCUUCUAUUCCCCUUAAUGUUACUUAAUCUUCUUUUAAUAAACUAAUGUGAACAGUAGGGAAACAAGGGCCGAAGUGCAUAACUUUCUUUGAACCCUUAUACCAUUCUACCUAUUUAAUACAAAUAAACAUUUAAAA